ACAAGGGCUCGCGAGGGGAAGUCCCGUCUCUUUCAACAGGAUAAGAUGGCAGAGUCUGUGCAACUUUGUGGCACAGCGGUGGACACAACAGCUGCAGAAGCGUUUUCCAAAAAAUGGUCUCUCUUUCUCUUGUUUGUGUGGGUUUCACGUCGCAUCUCGAGAGACCUUGGGCGCCGAAGUGAUUGCUUUUGUUAUCAUGGACGACAGCUCUCUUGACUUUCAAUUUUUUCUCUUGUUAUCGUGAGAUACAAAGACCGUUUCUUGUUAUCGCGUGUUGAAAAUAUCUAUGUAUUGCUGUUUGAAUGUGAGGAGCUCUUUCUCUCAUUAUCUUCGGCUACAAAUCAAAACAAGAUGAACAAUGGGUUGUCAUUACAGCAAGGAAAACCAGUGUUACUCCUCGACCUGUUGCUUCUGUAUGUCUGGGAAAGCCGCCUGCUACUGGAUUGGAAUUGUUAGCCUAGUGUGGGAGACCUUCACUCAGUGCUUCGACUACCUCACAGCCUACAGCGAAUAUGAAUACUGCCCAACCUGCAUCGAAGACUACACAAACACAAGACUCGGUUUCGGUAGCGGCAUCAUCUCAUCGGGGCAGUGGGUCAUGUCGAUUCUACUGAUGAUUGGUGCAAAAAUGGAACUUCGCUUUCUCGUGCUCCUGUGGCUCGCGUGGACGUGCGUCACCCUAGCGAUGCUGUCCGUCUGGUUCUUCUACUCGAUGCCCUUCAUGCCCAACGUCAGAGGAUUGGCAACUAUCAUCAAACUCUUCUGGGUCGUCCAUUACUUCAUCGUCGUCAAGACACAUUACUCGAAGCUUUCAGUGCCAGGGAGAGGCCUAAACCUCAAAGUACCCCCGAGCAGCCCGAUACGUCGUUCUCACAAAAGACGUAAAAUCAGGGACGAUCCCAAUCACCAGCCUGUGAUUCGAACCCUCCUGGCAGUUGCAGUGAAGCUGAAGACCUACAAGGAGUGCAAAAGCAUCAGCACGAAAGACGAGCCUUCGGGAACUUCUGACGACCUGAAGAUACCGACAGGAGGGAAGGACGAGGAGGGAGGUUCUCGUGCAGUCAGAGGAGAGGAGACCGCUGUACUUCCCAGUGGGGCACCUGAAGACCUGGAAGUAGGGUCCAGUCAACAGGUAAACAGCACAUCUGUCAAUCAACCCACAAGCUCCGAGAACUUUAUACCUCAAGGCGAACUCUCAGGGACCAAAGCAAUAAAUGAUAAUAUCACUAAUGACGAAGAUAAUCGAAUAUCAAAGUCUGGGAUCUCAAACGGGGCUGAUAAUAACGACAUUCGUCCACCGUCCCACGUGCCAAACGAGAAGGUGCCAAAAACGACGACUUCGUUGCCCCAGAUCCUCCACAUGGAGAAGAAGAGAGUUCGCAGGACGACUACGGACGACGAGGAACAGGACCCAGGGCACCGCCCUAGCGACAAUAACCAACUGGAGGAGACAACAGCCGGUAUGCGCGACUCUACAACGAUCAUUUUUCCCGACGCGUGUGUUCCUGGAGGCCGAAGACGGCUCGAGAGCGACGUCAGUUCGAAGUCCGCCAGGCAGCAGCCAUCUGCUAUCAAGCGAAGGAAAUCGUACAGGGUGGCCGUCGGACACGAUGACGACGAACACACUGCGGCAGACGACGACGAGGAGUCUCGAGUUUUACACGUCACUGAUUUAUAGUCUAAAAAUGGUUCCUUGUUGGACGAGUGGUUUCGCGCUCGGGUACCAGUCCGGUGGUCCGAAGUUCGAUUCUGGGCUCAGCCAACCCGAAAUCAGAGGAAUUUAUUUCUGGUGAUAGAAAUUCAUUUCUCGAUAUAAUGUGGUUCGGAGCCCACAAUAAGCUGUAGGUCCGGUUGCUAGAUGACCAAUUGGUUCCUAGCCACGUAAAAAUAUCUAAUCCUUGGGGCCAGUCAUAGGAGAGCUGUUAAUCAGCUCAGUGGUCUGGUUAAACCAAGAUAUACUUAACUUAUAGUCUAAAAUGACAGUGAUUUGAAAUGUCGACUUGAUCCAAUUGCUUAUGUGAAUAAAAAUAAACAAUACAA
Molecule: messenger RNA, 2040 nt
Organism: Macrobrachium nipponense
Lineage: Eukaryota; Metazoa; Arthropoda; Malacostraca; Decapoda; Palaemonidae
Exons: 7
Coding region: 359-1678 (439 amino acids)
Source: RefSeq, a predicted model, not a curated record